AGGUGGGGAGAGGACAUGGCCCGGAUCCGGCCCCAGCUAUCAAAGGAGAAGAUCGAGGGCUGCCACAUCUGCACCUCUGUUACCCCGGGGGAGCCCCAGGUCCUCCUGGGGAAGGACAAGGCCUUCACCUAUGACUUUGUCUUCGACCUGGACACCUGGCAAGAGCAGGUGUACUCGACCUGUGUGAACAAGCUCAUCGAGGGCUGCUUCGAGGGCUACAAUGCCACCGUGCUGGCCUACGGGCAGACGGGUGCCGGCAAGACCUACACCAUGGGCACCGGCUUCGACGUGGCCGCGGCGGAGGAGGAGCAGGGCAUCAUCCCCAGGGCCAUCUCGCACCUCUUCUCGGGCAUCGCCGAGCGCAAGCGCCGGGCGCAGGCGCAGGGCCUGGCGGGGCCCGAGUUCAAAGUCAGCGCCCAGUUCCUGGAGCUCUACAACGAGGAGAUCCUGGACCUGUUCGAUUGCACCCGCGACCCCGACGCCCGCCACCGCAGGUCCAACAUCAAGAUCCACGAGGACGCCAAUGGCGGCAUCUACACCACAGGCGUCACUUCUCGCCUCAUCCACUCCCAGGAGGAGCUGAUCCAGUGCCUGAAGCAGGGCGCCCUGUCCCGCACCACGGCCAGCACCCAGAUGAACGUGCAGAGCUCGCGCUCCCACGCCAUCUUCACCAUCCACCUGUGCCAGAUGCGCCUGUGUGCCCAGCCCGACCUGGUGAGCGAGCUGAGCGGCCUUCCCGAGGGCACGGCCCCUGCGAGCGAGUACGAGACCCUCACCGCCAAGUUUCACUUUGUGGACCUGGCCGGCUCAGAGCGGCUGAAGCGGACGGGGGCGACCGGCGAGCGGGCCAAGGAGGGCAUCUCCAUCAACUGCGGCCUGCUGGCCUUGGGCAACGUGAUCAGCGCCCUGGGGGACCAGAGCAAGAAGGUGGUGCACGUGCCCUACAGGGACUCCAAACUCACGCGGCUCCUCCAGGACUCGCUCGGGGGCAACAGCCAGACCAUCAUGAUCGCCUGUGUGAGCCCCUCGGACCGAGACUUCAUGGAGACCCUGAACACGCUCAAAUACGCCAACCGGGCCCGCAACAUCAAGAACAAGGUGGUGGUGAACCAGGACAAGACCAGCCAGCAGAUCAGCGCGCUGCGCGCUGAGAUCGCCCGGCUGCAGAUGGAGCUCAUGGAGUACAAGGCGGGCAAGCGGGUGAUCGGGGAGGACGGCGCCGAGGGCUACAGCGACCUGUUCCGGGAGAACGCCAUGCUGCAGAAGGAGAACGGCGCGCUGCGGCUGCGGGUGAAGGCCAUGCAGGAGGCCAUCGACGCCAUCAACAGCCGCGUCACCCAGCUCAUGAGCCAGGAGGCCAACCUGCUCCUGGCCAAAGCCGGUGACGGCAAUGAGGCCAUUGGCGCGCUGAUCCAGAACUACAUCCGGGAGAUCGAGGAGCUGCGGACGAAGCUGCUGGAGAGCGAGGCCAUGAACGAGUCCCUCCGCCGCAGCCUCUCGCGGGCCUCGGCCAGGGGCACCUACUCCCUGGGUGCUGCCUCGGCCGCCCCGGCCUUUGGGGGCAGCCCGGCCAGCUCCAUGGAGGAUGCCACCGAGGUGAUCCGCAGGGCCAAGCAGGACCUGGAGCGGCUGAAGAAGAAGGAGGUCAGGCAGCGGAGGAAGAGCCCGGAGAAGGAAGCCUUCAAAAAGAGGGCGAAGCUCCAACAGGAGAACAGCGAGGAGACGGAUGAGAAUGAGGCAGAGGAGGAGGAGGAAGAGCGGGACGAGAGUGGCUGUGAGGAGGAGGAAGGGCGCGAGGACGAAGACGAGGACACGGGCAGCGAGGAGAGCCUGGUGGACUCGGACUCGGACCCCGAGGAGAAGGAGGUGAACUUCCAGGCGGACCUGGCCGACCUGACGUGCGAGAUCGAGAUCAAGCAGAAGCUGAUCGACGAGCUGGAGAACAGCCAGCGGCGGCUGCAGACGCUCAAGCACCAAUACGAGGAGAAGCUGGUCCUGCUGCAGAACAAGAUCCGCGACACGCAGCUGGAGCGCGACCGCGUGCUGCAGAACCUCAGCACCAUGGAGUGCUACACGGAGGAGAAGGCCAACAAGAUCAAGGCGGACUACGAGAAGCGGCUGCGGGAGAUGAACCGCGACCUGCAGAAGCUGCAGGCGGCGCAGAGGGAGCAUGCCCGGCUGCUCAAGAACCAGUCGCGCUACGAGCGGGAGCUGAAGAAGCUGCAGGCCGAGGUGGCGGAGAUGAAGAAGGCCAAGGUGGCCUUGAUGAAGCAGAUGCGCGAGGAGCAGCAGCGGCGGCGGCUGGUAGAGACCAAGAGGAACCGGGAGAUCGCACAGCUCAAGAAGGAGCAGCGGCGACAGGAGUUUCAGAUCCGCGCUCUGGAGUCCCAGAAGCGGCAGCAGGAGAUGGUCCUGAGGAGGAAGACGCAGGAGGUGUCCGCGCUGCGGCGCCUGGCCAAGCCCCUGUCGGAGCGGGCGGCGGGGCGUGCGGGGCCGAAGCCUGCCCUGCAGGACUCGGGGGCCGAGGUGUCGGCCAGCACCACCUCCUCCGAGGCCGAGUCCGGCGCCCGCUCCGUGUCCAGCAUUGUGCGCCAGUGGAACCGCAAGAUCAACCACUUCCUGGGCGACCACCCGGCGCCCGCCGCCAGCGGCUCCCGCCCUGCCCGAAAGAAGUUCCAGAAGAAGGGGGCCGGCCAGAGCUUCAGCAAGGCCGCCAGGCUCAAGUGGCAGUCCCUGGAGCGGCGCAUCAUCGACAUCGUCAUGCAGAGGAUGACCAUCGUCAACCUGGAGGCCGACAUGGAGCGCCUCAUCAAGAAAAGGGAGGAGCUGUUCGUCCUGCAGGAGGGGCUGCGCAGGAAGCGGGAGCGGCUGCAGGCUGAGAGCCCCGAGGAGGAGAAGGGGCUGCAGGAGCUGGCGGAGGAGAUCGAGGCGCUGGCGGCCAACAUCGACUACAUCAACGACAGCAUCGCCGACUGCCAGGCCACCAUCGUGCAGCUGGAGGAGACCAAGGAGGAGCUGGACUCCACAGACACCUCGGUGGUCAUCAGCUCCUGCUCCCUGGCCGAAGCCCGCCUGCUGCUGGACAACUUCCUCAAGGCGUCCAUCGACAAGGGGCUGCAGGUGGCACAGAAGGAGGCCCAGAUCCGUCUGCUGGAGGGCCGGCUGCGGCAGACGGACAUGGCGGGCCCCUCCCAGAACCACCCGCUGCUGGACGCGCUGCGGGAGAAGGCGGAGGCGCACCCCGAGCUGCAGGCACUCAUCCACAACGUGCAGCAGGAGAACGGCUAUGCCAGCACGGACGAGGAGGUCUCGGAGUUCUCCGAGGGCAGCUUCUCCCAGUCCUUCACCAUGAAAGGCUCCACUAGCCACGACGACUUCAAGUUCAAGGGCGAGCCCAGGCUGUCGGCCCAGAUGAAGGCCGUGUCGGCCGAGUGCCUGGGCCCCCCGCUGGACAUCUCCACCAAGAACAUCACCAAGUCCCUGGCCUCCCUGGUGGAGAUCAAGGAGGACGGAGUGGGCUUCUCCGUCCGGGACCCCUACUACCGGGACAAGGUCUCGCGCACUGUCAGCCUGCCCACUCGGGGCAACACGUUCCCCCGGCAGUCUCGAGGCUCGGAGACGUCCCCCCUGACGAGACGGAAGUCGUAUGACCGAGGGCAGCCCAUCAGAAGCACGAGUACUGAGCUGGGGAUCACAAACCCCCGUCAUCCCCCCACCGGCCCCCGCAACGACCGCAAUGCUUUCUCCCGUCUCACCAGCAACCAGAGCCAGGGCUCGGCGCUGGACAAGUCUGAUGACAGCGACUCCUCUUUGUCGGAGGUCCUGAGGGGCGUCAUCUCCCCGGUCGGAGGAGCCAAGGGUGCACGGACGGCCCCGCUGCAGUGCGUCUCCAUGGCCGAGGGCCACACCAAGCCCAUCCUCUGCCUGGACGCCACGGACGAGUUACUGUUCACAGGCUCCAAAGACCGCAGCUGCAAGAUGUGGAACUUGGUGACCGGGCAGGAGAUCGCGGCCCUCAAGGGCCACCCCAACAACGUGGUCUCCAUCAAGCACUGCAGCCACUCGGGGCUCGUGUUCUCCGUGUCCACCUCCUACAUCAAAGUCUGGGACAUCCGGGACUCGGCCAAGUGCGUCCGGACCCUCACGUCCUCGGGCCAGGUGAUCUCAGGUGACGCCUGCGCCGCCGCAUCCACCCGCGCCAUCACCAGCGCGCAGGGGGAGCACCAGAUCAACCAGAUCGCGCUCAGCCCCUCGGGCACCAUGCUGUACGCAGCCUCGGGCAACGCCGUGCGCGUCUGGGAGCUGAGCCGGUUCCAGCCCAUCGGCAAACUGACCGGCCACAUCGGCCCCGUGAUGUGCCUGACGGUCACCCAGACUGCCAGCCAGCACGACCUCGUGGUGACCGGCUCCAAGGACCACUACGUCAAGAUGUUCGAGCUGGGCGACUGCGUGACGGGCACCAUCGGCCCCACGCACAACUUCGAGCCGCCGCACUACGACGGCAUCGAGUGUCUCUCCAUCCAGGGGGACAUCCUGUUCAGUGGCUCCCGGGAUAACGGCAUCAAGAAGUGGGACCUGGACCGGCAGGAGCUCAUCCAGCAAAUCCCCAACGCGCACAAGGACUGGGUGUGCGCCCUGGCCUUCGUCCCCGGCCGCCCCAUGCUGCUGAGUGCCUGCCGUGCGGGCGUCAUCAAGGUCUGGAACGUGGACAACUUCACGCCCAUCGGCGAGAUCAAGGGCCACGACAGCCCCAUCAAUGCCAUCUGCACCAACGCCAAGCACAUCUUCACAGCCUCCAGCGACCUGACGGUGAAGUUCUGGAGCGUGCGGCGCCCUCCCCACGGCGGCCCACCCUAGGAGCGAGGUCGCAGGGACGCCCGGACCCUCGACCCCGGCAGCCUGGACCGCACGGAAGGGCAGCUGGGGCCCGGCCUGGCGGGGCGCUGCCUUGGGGACAGGGGCGCGGGCCGUGGCUGCGGCCCCCUCUUCUGUUCCCCCACCUCCCCGGGGGUGCUGUUUCCCCAGUCCCUCCCCUGCUUCUGGAAGCCUCUGGGGGAGGGGGGCUGGGGAGGAAAUUAAGCUGUGAAGCCAAAGGGCAUUAUCCCCUCUGUGCCUCUCCCUGCGUCCCAGACUCCCGCCCGUCACCCAGCACCAGUCACAUGUCCCCUGCUGAGCCGGCCCUGCCCUCCGUCCUGGCCUUUGGCCCAGCGGGAGGCCCUGGGGGAGGUGAGGCAGCCCAGCCCCCAUCGUGCCCUCCGGAGCUGGCCUCCCCCCACGCCCCCAGCCACCCUCUGGAGCCACUGCACCUGCCUAUGAGCCCAAAAAGCCAGUCCUCAGGUAACCAUGGAGAUCAGGUGUAGGCAGCUGGGCCUCGCAGCUGCCCCCCGGCCCUGUGGCCACAGUGAGUCCCAGGUGGCCCCAGCGAUUUCCUGGGGUCCCUUUCUGAUGGGCCCAGGGGGAGCUGCCAGAAAGAUUCCUUCGGGGAGAUGCUCAGAAAUACUUCAGUUAUUUAUUGGCUUUUUAUUUUGUUUUAUUUUGGGUUUUUUUGCUGUUGCCUCCUGGAAACUGACUUGAAGUUUCUUCCCACAUGUUCUCUCCCUCAGCUCUUGGGGACCAGGGACCCCAAAGGGAGUCCGCUGCCCCGGCCUCCAGUGCCGCCGCCUCUGCUUGCUCUGCAGAGGAGGGCCAGGCCCCUCGGCUCCCUGCAGCUCGCGCCUGUCCCCGACACCGCCCGGGGACCCUGCUAGCGCACCCCUGGCCUCCAGGCCGCCUGGCGCUUCAGUGCCUUCCUCCAUCCUGGGCCUGGCGCCAGCCUCGCCCGCGGCACCGCUCGUGUCUUCUCGCUCCCGGGGCCCCGGGCCGGGGCGCCCGCUCCCCAGAGCCCUGUGUGGGCCACGCAGGAGGCAGCUUGGCGGACUGUGUCCACCGGGAAGUGGCUUGGGCGGGGGGACCGCCCAGCACCCUGUACCCCCGCAGUCCACCUGUGUUUCCACCCCCACCAGGACAGGAAGCGUCCUCCGCUUCUUUACUGGGGACAGAACCCUCCGGUUAUUCAGGAGAUGCAUUUUCAGCCUUAAAACCGGCGCGGGGCCCCGGGCGCUCCCUGGUAGGAAGGAGGCUCUUCAUCAAGUUUCUCUCCUCCGGGGCUGAGACUCAGCUCUGGGCAGGUGGCUAAGUCGGUGUUGGGGCGCCCCCUGUUGGGGCGACUCCGCAUCUGCAGGAGUGGGCGUGGGGGGGCGGCCUGGCCACAGGCUUCUCUGUUGCACCCCUGGUCUCCUGUGUCCCGGCCGGGAACCCCAGCUCCGCUCAGAGGACGCAGUGACUUUUGGACUUUCUGGAGGUGGCUCUGUUUCUGCCCUUAGUGCAGGGCAGCUGGAGCCUGCUCCCUGGGGCCCCUGGUGUGGGCGGGGCCAGGCCCCAGUGGGCGGGGUCAGGCCCCAGUGGGCGGGGCCUGUCCUCCUUUCCCCCCACACACCCUCCUCGGAGCCGGAGCCGCCCCGAGGCCUAGGUCAGGACACGCCCUCGGCGCUGGUCUCCUGGAACCUGACAGUCUCUCGGUGACUGGAAGCCCUUCUUCCUUGGCCACCCCGGGGUGCUGGGCCACCCGAGUAGCACUCAGGAGUGACCACAGUCUACUCACUCCUCUUCCGUCCCUUCCUACCUGAACGGAAACUUUCGACCUUGCAGCCUGCAAGAAAGGAUCUGUCCGCACGUCGGCCUGGGCCCUGCUCCCCCCAGGGCCUGGGACGCCCGCCGGGCGACUGUACCUUGGCUGCAAGGCCUGGUCUUGCAGGAGGUGGGAGCCGCGACCCCCGCAAGGUGCUCACCGGCGUUGCCCAUUCUCUGCUGUUUCCAGUGGGUCAGCUACCUCACGGCGGGCCGGCUCUGCUGUCCGGCGAGUGCCAUCGACUCUAAACUUGAAGUCCUUCGGGAACCCUGAGCCCGUCACCCCUGAGCCACCCCGGUAGUGCUCCACGGACGGACGUUGGAGUCUCGGCCCACUGACUGUUUCAGGGACGUCCAGGGUACGCAGUUAGGGGCAGGCCCCCAGCUCCUCCCGCUGCACAAGCAUCCUCGGUGUGGGAAGCACAAAGUGGUUGUGAUUCGAGCACAAUGGCCGGGCUCCUGCAGGCCGUCUUGGCAGACCUGGGCCCAGGAAGGUCCUCCCAAGAGACCCUGUGUCCAAAGUUAGGUUAGGGUCGCCCGUGUUGGGGGAGGGGCUGCCCUUGCUCAGACCAGGGCUUGGCUCAGGGCUUGUCCUCAAUCUGGGACUUGUUACUUCUGACCCCUCUGUGCGCGCCCUGAGACUGGAGGCUGAGAAGUGGCAGCAAAGCCACGUCUGAGUGUCAUGAGCCCAGGGGCAGAGCCCUCUCUAGACCCCGCACCCCGAAUCUAUAAACGCCUGAGCUCAGGCUGCACCCCAGCCCUGUUGAGCCUGCAGCGCCUGGACUCAGCUCCCCUGUCUCCCGGGCUGAGCCCCACUGGUGCUUUGGAAACGGAUCGGCGAGUCCCCAAUGGAAGGCAUCUCCCCUCUCCACUGCGCUUGCACCUUCUCAGCACGGGACCCCGCUGUCAGUAUUAACCAGUUCCGUGUUUGCUUGUGUGUGACUGACUCCUCCGCGGCGGCCGGCAUUGUGGAAGGCGGCACCUGGCGUUGCCGUGCAGGUUGCCAAGGAAGGAGGACAGGCUGUGGGGUGGAGGCGGGCGCACCCAAGCCUUCGAGGUGGUCAGGGUGCCACCUUCAGCCCCCCCCCCGGGAAGGGGCCCCACCCAACUCCAGCCUAGGAAACCCCCCACCCUCGGCCGCCCAGCCCUUCUGCCUGCCUAGGGCCGUGUGGCUCGGGCAGACAGAAGUUUAAAGCACAAAACCACCGUGGGGCGGACGCCAGGUCACUGGGAUAUGGCGAAGACGCAGGUGGGCAGGUGGCUACUGUGAUGUCAGAGAACAUGAUGCUUUUUGCUCUGCUCUCUCCCAGCUCUUGGGGGACAUCCCUGAAGCCAUCUGGGCUGGGAGCAGGCACACUCCCUCGGAGGCUUAGCCCGCCCAGCCCUGCCUGUGCCCGGCUGCGUUUGUGUGGGCAGAGCCUGCCCGGCAGGAGCGGCAAGCUCCUUCCUGCUGUGUGGCCCGCACCUGUGGUGUCUGUCCCUUUGCCAUCCCAAACAGGGACUGCUGCUGCUCUGUUUGCCUGGCACGGCUUCCUGGCCGAUGGCCACUGCCCCCGACAGGCCUCCCUGGGCCUGGCCCUCCUCCCCUGGCCCCCAGAUCCCUCCCUGCCCCCUGUGUGCAAGGGCAGAAUCUAAAAGGAAAGUUCUGUUUCUUCUUCGGCAUCUUUGUUACGACCCCCACCCCCUGCCGGUCCCCAGCACCCCGAUGGCCCCACCGCCUCCACCACACCCUCGGUUAGUCCUUUGAACCCCUGUCCUGAGGGCCUUGCAGGGAAGUAGGAAGUAGAGACUGCGCCACAAACAGCUGAGGGUCAGAGAAGACCCUGCCGUGCACGGGGCCGCCCCGCCCACCAGCUCUUUUCUAGCGAUCCCCUGCCCCUGCGAUCCUGGAACCCUGCGACCACAGGGUUCCCUUGGCUCGUGCUGUCCUCGGCGCCGUGGUAGCACCAGGUGUAAAUAUGUUUUGUACCUCUGUGGCAGCUGUACAUAUGUAUGAAAGUUAUUUAAGCCUCACGCUGUACAUUUCUGUUCCUAGGUCGGGUGUGUGUGUUCUAAAAAGUUGUCAUAAAUAAAACCCGAAUGACCAUUGUCUGUGGA
Microcebus murinus (gray mouse lemur) is the source of this 8763-nucleotide messenger RNA. Lineage: Eukaryota; Metazoa; Chordata; Mammalia; Primates; Cheirogaleidae. The record is from RefSeq and is a predicted model, not a curated record.